This is a messenger RNA of Leguminivora glycinivorella, 5550 nucleotides long. RefSeq names its product endoplasmic reticulum transmembrane helix translocase. Gene Ontology annotation, molecular function: ATP hydrolysis activity; P-type ion transporter activity; ATP binding. The transcript has 10 exons. Gene Ontology annotation, cellular component: endoplasmic reticulum membrane. The record is from RefSeq and is a predicted model, not a curated record. Gene Ontology annotation, biological process: intracellular calcium ion homeostasis. The coding region runs from base 184 to 3666 and encodes 1160 amino acids. Lineage: Eukaryota; Metazoa; Arthropoda; Insecta; Lepidoptera; Tortricidae.
UUCUGUUCUGUCUGUCUGUUCUGUCAAGUCCGUAAACUCGGCAAAAUCGAAUUUUCCGUAGUAAUAUUUUUCAAUUGAUUUGUAUGAAAGAAAUAUGCGAUAAUGCGUAACCCUAAUUUGUAAUUCUAAUGGUGACGUGUACAAAAGUCAUUUUUCGAGGUUGUCGUUUAAAUUAAGUGUAUUAUGGUGUCUAACGAGAUGCAGUCGUCAUUGGAUGAUUUAGUCCAAUAUACACAGCUAUUUAAGCCUGUAGCGACUGUUCUGCAAGGGACAGUGCUGCCUUUUCUCAUAUUAUAUCCGGUGAUAUUUUAUUCAUGGAUCGUGGUGUACGGUUUCGAGGAUAACGUGGAGGCAGGAUUCGUGGUCGUCGCCGUCGUGGCCACGAUUCAAAUCCUUGUUUGUUUAUGUUGCUAUUGGAGUGUCCACAUACAAUGUUUCCUAUCGUGUUCUAAGGUAAAGGACCCCAUACAAGCUGAGAUUGUCAAAGUCGUACCAACUCCAAACAAUGGAUUUUCUGAAAUUGUCAAGUUGCAUCAUACCAAGUCAACGAAGAAAGGUAGUCUCAACCCCGAUGUGUGGUUCAUGUUUCAAAAGAGUAAAUAUGUCUAUGACUGGGACAAGAAGACCUUCAGCACAGUCGAGUUUCCAAUCAACAAGACCCAUGACCACUACCUGGAGUCCAAGGGGUAUGCUGAUGAUGAAGCCAUUGAAAUGGCAGAAAAGGAAUUCGGGAAAAAUGAGAUGAUCAUGGUGGUGCCAGAAUUCAUGGAACUAUUCAAAGAACGGGCAACAGCUCCAUUCUUUGUAUUCCAAGUUUUUUGCGUAGCUCUAUGGUGCCUAGACAAGUACUGGUACUACUCGAUUUUCACCCUCGUCAUGUUGGUCAUGUUUGAGUGUACACUGGUCCAACAGCAGCUUAGGAACAUGUCCGAAAUCAGAAAAAUGGGCAACAAGCCAUACAACAUCAAUGUUUACAGGAACAGAAGAUGGCGACAGAUGUUAAGUGACCAGUUGGUGCCGGGGGACAUUGUCUCCAUCACACGCUCCACUAACGAUAACCUUGUUCCUUGUGAUAUAGUCCUCUUAAGGGGCUCCUGUAUAGUAGAUGAAUCUAUGUUGACUGGCGAGAGCGUCCCACAGAUGAAGGAACCACUAGAAAAUGAAAAGAACACACAACAGCAUUUAGAGCCGGAGGGCGACGGAAAAUUACAUAUGCUCUUUGGCGGAACCAAAAUUGUUCAACAUUCAUCGCCAAGUAAAACAUCAGGUCUGAAAGCACCUGACAAUGGAUGUAUUGGCUAUGUCAUUCGGACAGGAUUUAACACUUCACAGGGUAAACUUUUAAGGACUAUUUUGUUUGGAGUCAAAAGAGUCACUGCCAAUAAUCUAGAAACGUUUGGAUUUAUUUUGUUCUUAUUGAUAUUCGCGAUCGCAGCCGCUGCAUAUGUUUGGGUGAAGGGCUGUGAAGAUCCUGAACGAAAUCGUUAUAAGUUAUUUUUGGAGUGCACUUUGAUAUUGACAUCUGUUGUUCCUCCAGAACUACCUAUAGAGCUGUCUCUAGCGGUGAACACAUCUUUGCUCUCCCUAUCGAAACUAGCAGUAUUUUGUACAGAACCAUUUAGGAUACCUUUUGCUGGUAAAGUUGAAAUUUGCUGUUUCGACAAAACCGGCACUUUGACCAGCGACAACUUGGUUGUAGAAGGUGUCGCUGGCAUCGGCGAUCAUAAAGACGCCACUGUCAUUCCGCUCUCUGAAGCCCCUAUGGAAACAAUACAAGUAUUAGCAUCGUGUCACUCACUCGUUCAACUAGACGACGGAAUAGUAGGAGAUCCAUUAGAAAAGGCAACUUUGAAGGCUGCCGAAUGGAACCUAACGAAAGGCGACGCUAUAGUGCCAAAGAAAGGUAGAUCACCCGGUCUGAAGAUCGUCCACAGAAACCACUUCGCAAGUGCCCUUAAGAGGAUGUCGGUGAUCGCCGGUUACCAGGUGACCGAGCGUGGGUUCAUAGAGACUCACUAUAUCAGCAGCGUCAAGGGCGCGCCAGAAACGAUCAAGUCUAUGCUGAAAGAGGUUCCUAGUCAUUACGACCACGUUUAUUUGACGUUGUCACGCAGGGGCGCCAGGGUCUUAGCCUUAGGUUAUAGGAAUUUAGGAAAAUUAAGCUCUCAAGAAAUCCGUGAUCUGUCGAGGGAAGAUAUAGAAUCCGAUUUGACGUUCGCCGGAUUCGUGAUCAUUUCGUGUCCACUGAAAGCGGAUUCGAAGAAGGCUAUAGCGGAGAUAGUUCACGCAUCACAUUCCGUAGUUAUGAUAACUGGUGACAAUCCUUUGACGGCAUGUCACGUGGCUAAAGAGUUGAACUUUACGCAGAAGGAAGUUCUGAUUUUGACGCAGACUAAAGAAGAUUGGGGAUGGAAGUCUAUAGAUGAGGAAGUGUUUUUGCCAGUGCAGCCGUUUAAGACGAGCAAGCAGUUGACAUCUAAGUUUGACCUGUGUGUCACUGGGGAGGGUUUGAACCAUUUGAAUGAGAGUUACUACAAGUUCAUGAUAGACCUGAUGCCCCACAUCAAGGUGUUCGCACGUUUCGCGCCGAAGCAGAAGGAGUUUGUGGUGGUGACGCUGAAGGCCCUCGGGUAUUCGACUCUGAUGUGCGGCGAUGGCACUAACGAUGUGGGAGCGCUGAAACAUGCCGAUGUGGGCGUAGCGAUCCUCGCCAACGCUCCCGAGCGGCUCCGCGAGCGGCCAGCGCCGGCUCCGGAGCCCGAGCCGCCGCGGCGGGCCCGCGACCCGCGCGAGGCGCGCGCGGAGGCCCGCGCCGAGGCCGCGGCGAGGCUGCGCCGAGCUAUGAAGAAGUUGGAGGAGGAAGAUCAACCACAGUUGGUUAGAUUGGGAGAUGCGAGCGUCGCUGCGCCGUUCACUAGUCGGCUCUCUAGUAUUUUAUGCAUUUGCCACAUCAUUAAGCAAGGUCGUUGCACACUGGUGACGACCCUCCAAAUGUUCAAGAUCCUCGCCCUCAACGCGCUAAUAUUGGCAUACAGCCAAUCGGUGUUAUACUUGGACGGCAUCAAGUUUAGCGACACACAGGCGACGCUGCAAAGCUUGCUGUUGGCGUCCUGCUUCUUGUUCAUAUCGCGGUCUAAGCCUCUAAAGCAGCUGUCGAAACAACGUCCGCUGCCGAACAUCUUUAACGUGUACACUAUAAUGACGGUGCUCACACAAUUCGCGGUGCAUUUCCUCUGUCUGGUUUACUUAGUCCGUGAAGCCACAGAGCGGUCGCCUGGCAGAGACACGAAGCCGAAGCUAGAUAUGGACUUAGCGGAAGACGAAGAACGCGAAUUCGCGCCCGAUCUGCUUAACAGCACCGUGUAUAUUAUAUCUAUGGCGCUGCAGAUAUCCACAUUUGCGAUCAACUACAGGGGCGAGCCAUUCAUGGAAGGUCUCCGAGACAACAAGCCCCUACUAUACAGCAUUGUGAUAUCCGGCGGCGCUGUGUUAGCACUGGCAGCAGGAAUACUGCCAGACCUUUCUAGCAUGUUCGAGAUCGUCUACUUCCCGCCUGAUUACCGGCUCAUCCUAGUACAAGUUCUAAUAGCCGACAUGGUGUUGGCCUACCUAGUCGACCGCGCCUGCCUUUGGCUAUUCGGCGAAGGCCGGUCACUCGCCACAUAGCGUACGCUCUCAAACUGUGCGCUCGCGUAUUGUAUUACCUAAGGUACAUUUAUUUUUAAACUUAUCGGAAUGAGAAUCGACCACUGUAAGGGUAAAGGUCUCCCCAAACCUGUUCGCCGACUAAAAAAAAGAUCGUUAGUCCGAUUAGCGACGGCGACGCGUAACGGCUCAGCCAGUGAGCGGCGGCCAUACAUUGGAGCGAGACACAGCGAUGGGACUUUUCAUUCGCACGUAUGGAUGCCGCUCGCCGCUAGCGCGCUUAGACCAAUGUCGUGGCUGGGCCGUAAGCGUCAACAUACUAGCAAGCGAUUUUUGGUCGGCUAGAGCCGGCCCGAUUCCGCGUCGAUUGGUUUGGGGAAAACCUAAGUGUGUCAUACAAAGAAGUGUGUCUGGCCCUUACAUUCGGCCUAUUUAAACAAUCAGUCUAUAUUGAAGAGUUCAUACGUUUACCACUAAUCGUAAGUAGCAAAAGUAGGUAUGAACUCGCAAAUACACAUAUGGCAACGAGUAAAAAGUCCAGACACACGUACAGUCAGCUGCAGAGAAAAGGAGACCGCCUGCCAUACAAAUUUGUAUGCAAGGGGGGUCUACUUUUCUCUGCAGCUGACUGUAUCACCGUAUAGCACACAUACCCGUAUUGACUUUAUUUAAAUGUAGUAAAAAAUGACCAGUGGCAGGGGUUGUGCAAUGUGCAUAAAUGGGUUAUUUCAACCCUUAGCUAAUUUUUCCGAGGUGAAAGGGAACAGUGGUUCUGUAAAAGUUGGAUACAGUGGCUCACCCUAAUUCUGACACGAGGCUAUGUCCCUUACAGUAUAAACAUUAAGAUAAUUUAUACAUAUACAGUUAUAAAUGUAUCAUGUUUUGUAUGUAAUGCCCAAAAGUUUUAAAACAUUUUUCUAUCACUUUACCUUUACCAAUUUUACUCCAUCAGGGCAAGCAUGGUCGCACGAUAAAUGAGAAAACAUCAGGCCGUCCCUAUCGCACUGCUUGUAAGUGCGAUAGGGACGGCCAGAUAUUUUAUCAUUUAUCGCGCGACCAUACUUGCCUGCCAGAAAAUCUUUUUGACUGUGGAUAGGACUUAUCUUUCUGAUGCCUUUUGUAACGCUAUUCCCGCCUUGUUCUCAUUUUCCAGUAUAAAUUAGCAAUCAUAUGCAGAAAAAGUUCCAUUUAACAAUUUAAGUACCUAUAAAGUCAACCAAUUACAAGAGUAGUUUAUUUUCUUUCCGAUACGGUUAUAAUUUGUAUGGAAAUUCGUAUCAGACUCCGAGGGUUGAUCUCUUGUCGAGACGAUACGACGCUCAAAUAUAUUAUUGCAUUUACUUGUAAGUAUGCCGAGUAGGUUUCGCACAAAUAGUCGCGCCUUUCAAUCACACGAAAAAUAUUAAAAACUACUAAGAGGGUCACACUAUUCUUAGAUUUCUUAGUUGUUUUAAGACAUGAGGUUUUUAACCCUUUUUUGGAUUGAUCGAAGGUUGUUUAUUGGGUAAUAGUUGCGCUAUGUUGAUGUCUUUGGGAGCCAAAGUGUUAAGGGAUUCCAAAUAUUAUGAUCAUGGUCGUUUUACCUUGGUUGGUAUGAAUUUUAAAUAUGAUAGAACAAUUGACUAUUCGCUGUGAGUCAACACUAGAUAUGUUUAAAUGUCUAAUAGGUAUUUCAGUGAGUUUUUGUUGUGGACAAAUACCAAAAGAACUUCAUUUCUCUUGCAUUUAUGCAAGUAAAUAGAUAAUAUGUAGUUGUGGUGAUACAGUCUAGCGACUAUUUGUGCCGAGUCCGAAUUAAUGAAUGUGUCAGUGGUAUUCUAUUUAUGUACUAAAUGUGUAGUAAAUUAUUAAAACAAUGUCUAUUUUGGGCCAGAGGCAUGUAAGAAAAUAAAGUUUUCUGACAAA